Molecule: messenger RNA, 4113 nt
Organism: Balaenoptera ricei (Rice's whale)
Lineage: Eukaryota; Metazoa; Chordata; Mammalia; Artiodactyla; Balaenopteridae
Gene: NEK7
Product: NIMA related kinase 7
Exons: 12
Coding region: 1006-1914 (302 amino acids)
Biological process (GO): protein phosphorylation
Molecular function (GO): ATP binding; protein kinase activity
Source: RefSeq, a predicted model, not a curated record
GAUGCCGGGAUGUUUAUACUCCUGACAGCAGCGGCCGCGGGAGGAGGAGCGGGAGUCUUGGGAGGAUGGGCCACCGCUAAGCUCGCGCUCCGGACGCGCCUCGCUGUGCACAGGGUGGGUCCCCGUGCCUGCAGCGUCCGCGGGGGCGGCGCGGCGGGAGGUGGCCAGCGCUCCGGGCCUAGCAGCCACAGCCCCCGGCCCAGCGGGCCUGUGCGCGGCGCCGCCUGGCCGAGCCGCCCGCCCGCCCCGGGUCCCUCGCCGGCCGGAGAACGGAGAGCUCCCCGCUUCUUGAAACAAUUGCCUUGGGGUGAAUUUCUCCCUGACGUGACUCGAGGCCAGUUCCCCCAGGUCCCGGGGCUGGGCCCCUCCUCCGGCUCCUGGAAGAGUUUGAGAAGCAGCGUGUUACACACACGUCAGAACUCGGUUCCUUUCCUCUCCGGGGGGAGCAAGAAUCUCUCUCUGUGGGGACCUUCCAUCUCUGCCAAAGGAAAGAAUGAUUCGGUGUUGACUUGGCCACUCUUAACGGCCUUUGGAGGCUGAAAGCCCUGUUCAGUGAAUGGACACCGUGGGGGAGAAGUGAGGACCAUCGCGCUUCUGAGAGCACGUCCUCAUCGGGACAGUCCUGCGGCAGAAAUAAUGGAAGAAUGACAACCCCCCCCCCCCCCACUGCCCCCAUGCCCAAAACAGGGCUGCUGGUGGCGAGAGCUCAGAAGAAGUGGCGUUCGUUUCAUCCACAGCCUGGACAGUGCCCGAGGUUGACUCAUUGGGCUGCCUUUGGUUUCCCUCCUUCCUUCCUUUUCUUCCUUCCUGUUUUCUUUUAUAGAUCCUUUCUUUUUCAAAGAUCCUUUUCAUGAAAGUAGCGGUGUUUGUACCUUGAUGAUACAGUAGAGAGCUCUGAAGAGUAAACAAAAGAAGAAUGAGUAAGGAGAACCUCACUGAGACCACAAGGAGGUGUGUGGGAAGCAGGAUGAUUUCAGAGUUCUGAAGUUCCUGUUGCUUCAGACGAUGGAUGAGCAAUCACAAGGAAUGCAAGGGCCACCUGUUCCUCAGUUCCAACCGCAGAAGGCCUUACGACCGGAUAUGGGCUAUAAUACAUUAGCCAACUUUCGAAUAGAAAAGAAAAUUGGUCGCGGGCAAUUUAGUGAAGUUUAUAGAGCAGCCUGUCUCUUGGAUGGAGUACCAGUAGCUUUAAAAAAAGUGCAGAUAUUUGAUUUAAUGGAUGCCAAAGCACGUGCUGAUUGUAUCAAAGAAAUAGAUCUCCUUAAGCAACUCAACCAUCCUAAUGUAAUUAAAUAUUAUGCAUCAUUCAUUGAAGAUAAUGAACUAAACAUAGUUUUGGAAUUAGCAGAUGCUGGUGAUCUAUCCAGAAUGAUAAAGCAUUUUAAGAAACAAAAGAGGCUAAUUCCUGAAAGGACUGUUUGGAAGUACUUCGUGCAGCUGUGCAGUGCACUGGAGCACAUGCAUUCUCGACGAGUCAUGCACCGGGAUAUAAAACCAGCUAAUGUGUUCAUUACAGCCACUGGGGUGGUCAAACUUGGAGAUCUUGGGCUUGGUCGGUUUUUUAGCUCCAAAACCACAGCUGCACAUUCUUUAGUGGGUACACCUUAUUACAUGUCUCCAGAGAGAAUACAUGAAAAUGGGUACAACUUCAAAUCUGACAUCUGGUCCCUUGGCUGUCUACUGUAUGAGAUGGCUGCGUUACAGAGUCCUUUCUAUGGCGACAAAAUGAACUUGUACUCGCUGUGUAAGAAGAUAGAGCAGUGUGACUACCCACCUCUUCCUUCAGAUCACUAUUCAGAGGAGCUGCGGCAGUUGGUGAACAUGUGCAUCAACCCAGACCCAGAAAAGCGACCAGACAUCACGUAUGUGUACGACGUGGCCAAGAGGAUGCACGCCUGCAUGGCCAGCAGCUGAGCGCAUGGACGGCAUGGAGGACGUAAGCAACACGAGUUCAAGUAUUUCUGUGCCAAUCAUACCUCCCUGUUCUUGGGUGUUAAGAUUAAUAUUUCAGAGCUAGUGUGCUUUGAAUCCUUAACCAGUUUUCAUCUAAGCUUCAUUUUGUACCAAUUUAAGUCACCUUCUUGCAAACCCCAAUGACUUUGGAAUAAUCAGAUUGCGUGUUAGGAGAGCAAACGGAACAUGAUGGUUUUUAAUGGCUAAAGAUUUUUAGAAUUAUUUUGAGUUUUGUGCUGAUAAGUCGUGUUCAGAUAGACUCUCAGUGCCAAUUGUUGGUGGCUCAGCUUGGCCCCGUUGGGACAGACGUGCAGCCUGAGGAAGGUAUUUGAACAUGUGCCUUGUGUGCUGCUCUCCAGUCAUUUAUGGAUGUUUGAGAUGAACACAGUUGUGAACUUUUGUGAUUAUUUUAUUUUUAGAAGUUUGAAGUAUGUGUUUUAGUUCUUAGCAUUGUAGCUUUCAAAUAGGAUUCUUAAAGAUAAAUGUAGACAUAUGAACUAUUUGAGAAGCAUUUUAAAACUCUUAUAGAUUUAAAAUAGCUUAUACAUUCAAAAUGCAACUAUUAAAUGUGAAAAGAUUUGGGGAUAAAAUGUGAGUCAGACACUGAAGAGUUUUCUGCUUUAUUUUGUUUUAUUUUAAUAUCUUUGAAAUUCUCCUUGCAUUAAAAUGGUAUAAAUGAAUCCAUUUAAAAAGUGGUUAAGGAUUUGUUUGGCUGGUGUGGUAGUAGUUUUCCAAGUUGCACAUUGCCCAAGGCUUUUUUGUGUGUUUUUACUGUUGUUUGUACAUUUGAAAAAUAUUCUUCAAAUAAUCCUGCAGUACUAUUUUCAAUUUCUUUAUAAAUUUAAAUGCUCUACUCAUUGUACACUAUAGUGUAAGCAUAUGUUUUUAUUCAUAGAUUUUAUUGAAGUUCUGAUUGAUCCCCUUCAGAAAUUUUUUUUUAUUCUUCAAGUUACUUUCCUAUUUAUAUUGUAUGUGCAUUUUAUCCACUAAUGUUUCAGAUUUUCUGACAACAUAAUAACCUUAAAAAAAAUAUUUGAUAUACCAACACUUUUCCUGGAUUGAAAACAUUUUUUUUCAAUUUUGAAAAUUUGGGCCACUGUGUACGCAUGUGCCUUGUCUUGUUAGGAAGAGGGAUGUGCAUUGUACUGUAGCUGUGAAUGUCGAUACUGUUUCAAUUCAUCCAACAAGGUUGUAACUUUAGAAUAUGUUUAAAGAAAUGAAACCUGGCCACUACCACAAACAAACAGCAUUUUUAUAAACAUUUCUAUUGAGAAGCUUUUAGGCAAAGUACUGUAUUCAUGCAUAAAGAUAACAAAGGUGGUAACACUUCGUUUAGUUUAAGGAAAUGGGCAGAGUUUAGUAAAUGCCGUCGUGGAGAUGUUUUCCCUGAAUGCCUUCAUGUUAAUGGUGACCAGCUCCUCCCAGAGUUGUGAAGCCAAAAGGCGCGUGGCAGUCACUGCCUAAGGACGCCACGCCACCGUGUAACCUUGGGACAAUAAUCCUGCCAACAGGAAACCCUCAUCUUCAGAGAACACCUACCUUUAGCCCAUGUAACUGCUGGUUUUAUUUUUUUCCAUAGAAGUAUUUUUCUUACAAUCAUUUGAAUACUUCCAAGUCAUUUGUAAACUUUAAAAAUGUACAAAGGGCAAAAGUGUAAACUUUUUUUCUAAAUUUAGUCAGCUACAGUAUCUUAAUCAGUUGUGAAUGGAGGGUAAUUUUAUCCCGGGACAGGCAGAGGAGAGCUGGUCAUUCUGUAUGUGAGGGCCGGGCAUGACGUUUCUCCCAGAUUCUGGUGACUUUGACCACACUGGACGCCUGCACCCUCCUCUCCAGAGUGACGAGGGGAAUUGUUUCUGUUGACCGUUAGUGUCAUGUUCAUUUUAAAUGUAAUAUGAUUCACGGAGAUGAAAUGUUCUCUAGUUGGAACAGAUACACUCCUUUUUCUUGCAGUCUUUAAAGAUACAUGGAUCUAAAAGUCAUCAGCUUAACCCCUCACAGGACUUCUAAGCAAAGAUUUAAACUUUUCUUUUAAGUGAAUCUAUCUGCUGGAAGGAAAUAGUUGGGAAGAAUUUAUUGAUCAGGGAAAUCCAUUAUUGUUUUCUACAUAUGGAAACUUUUUGUUUUGGAUAUUGUAUCUUUAUCUAAGUGUUCAUAUUUUUC